Penicillium malachiteum is the source of this 4179-nucleotide messenger RNA. RefSeq lists its product as uncharacterized. The coding region runs from base 1 to 4179 and encodes 1392 amino acids. The transcript has 2 exons. The record is from RefSeq and is a predicted model, not a curated record. NCBI's taxonomy places the organism in Eukaryota, Fungi, Ascomycota, Eurotiomycetes, Eurotiales, Aspergillaceae.
AUGUUCAGCCGCCGCAAGAGAAGCUCUUCCCAACAUCGUCAGCCCCUCUCCGCGCCUGCGUCCCAAUCAGCGCAGUCCGCCGCGAGCCAUGCUUUCUUGAGAUCCCAACCUUCGACGAGCAGUCUCUCGUCCGCGGCUGCUGCGGCUGCUCUGCGAAAUCGCACACCGACUCCAACUUCGGUCGAAAAUGUCCAGACCAAACGUAUGAUGCAGCGAGCGUCCUCGACGCAUUCUCCGAAUAAUCCGCUGGUUACACGUCGUUCAGCAAGCGUCAGCGGCACGCUGCGUCGAUCAAAUAGCUCCGGGUCGAUGAGCGCGAGAACUUUUCGAGAACCAUCACCUCAUCGCCCCUCGACAAGCUCUGGCCCAAGCUCUGGUCCUGUAGUUACAUAUCAUCAAUUUGGCACGGUACCACCAUUGCCAAAUUUACCCGCGCAAUAUGCUGGCCGAGCUCAACAACCGGCUCGUCGCGCUGCGAGCAUUGAGCCAUCGAUGCGAUCUCCGCCAGCAUCCCCGUCAUCCCCAGCACGUACCACUCCUCGCGUUCGCGGAGGAUCGACAUCCCCACUGCAUAAUCGCAUUAGCAGCCUGUCGACUGUGCCCGAGGAUCGACCAGGAAGCCGAGGAUCCGUCAAUUUCUCAUACCCCAGGGGUGCACGACCCAACUCGCCUCCCCCAUCCCCGUUAAUCGCUGAGAACCGACCUGCUAGCUUAGGUCCGGCUACAGCCCGUAAUUUUUCGGCGACGGAAAGGGCCGGCACUCUCCAAACCACACCUCAGAAACCGAUUACUGCGGAAGCCAAUGCGCAAAACGUGGGAGGUUCUGAUGGACAUACUAGCAAGACUGCAGGACCAGCUCUUGGCAAGGCGCUCGCUGCAGCUCAGCGUGUUAGCACACAGAAGAGUGACCGCGGGCCGGAUCCUCAAGUAAGGGCUACACGGGUAGAGCAGGAGAGUUCUACCAAAUUGCAACUCCGAGUUCCUAGCAAUGAAUCAUCAGUUGUGAAUAGCGGCUCAGAGAUCGACCACCCGUCUUCACGAGUUGUUCCAGAACGCUGGCCCGCUACCGUCCCGGAAGAAACUGAACCCACAGAGAGGGCGAAUACCGAAAUGGCUGGAAAUCGAUUCGCGGCAUCAUCUCCCACGCCCGCGCAAAACGACGAUGAAGUUACGCCUCAAUCGUCUCCCUCGGCGGCUGUCAGAGACCCUAAGCAGCAGCAGGAAUUACUACAACUCCGUCAGUCAGGCAGUCCCGGUCGGUCUGCUCGAUUCUCUAAAUGGCUUUCCGUGAGUAGCAAUGAGAGCCAAAUUCACCAACCUCCUGGUAGAUCGGUAUCUCCUGUGAAGUCCGCUAUGAAGCACACCCGCGGGACUUCUGUAUCUCCGGAUAGGAGGGCCUCGAUGUCCGGAUUGACCGUUCAACCAGUUCAUGAGUUCUCCGACGGCACAUCGAUCGCAUCGGAUGAAGGGUCUCGACUCGGCGUUAAGAAGCGUGCACCCAAAGUCAGCUUCGAUGAAGAGGCUGAAAUUGUCGGCAUUGCUGCCAGUCCUCCUACCUCACCCGAAGACUAUACUCCCGGAUCGCCCCCAGCCAAAGUCAAGUCUCGUAUGAGCUGGCUUGGUGUUGGGAAAAAGAAGGGAGGAUCGGAGAAUGGAGUAGACGACAAUGAUUUUGGUGGAGUUUUGAAACCGCGACAGGUGCUUCCCUCAUUCGGUAGUGUUCGAGGAAACCGUGACGGCGGUGCGCCUGGCCCUGCUAUCCCUGAGUUCAGUGAUAAUGAGUCAAGCAGCUCAUCCGAUGAGGAGGUAGGGACCAACCCUAUCUCCUUCUCGAAUGACCAUGCUAUCGGUGGUCUGCUUCCACAGAUUCAGAAAGUAGAGAAGACUCAUGACGUGAAAUCCUUAGAGCAACUCUCCGUUAUUGGGGAACCAUCGCCGCCUCAGCAGCAGCCAACUAAAACCAAAAUCGAUGGCAUGUCUCUUGGAAUUACUAACCAGCCUCCAUUUGCCAAUGCAAACUCGAAUCUGCCCCCUCCUUCGAUUGCGGUAGAGCCAGCUACACCUCCUGUUGAUAUGGAUCGACCUAGCCGUGAGCUACAUCGAGUGAGCCGGUCAAGUCUCGAGUAUACCAUUCCCGGUGGCUUCCCGCUUUCAGCCUCAGACCGCAAUCUCAGGUCCGCAGCCGAAUCCGCAAAGUCCCAACCAGUCACCAGUGCGGUGCCAAAACUGGUUGAUGAUGUGGACACCGAGGGGGAGUCUGGCGAUAGUGUUUACAGCGAUGCAGCCGAGGAUUUCGAUGGGGAUGGAUUCGGAUCGAUCAAUGCAAUUGUUGACGCCAGAUCAAUUCCUAGAUCUUCAGGGCCCGUGGAACCAGUUCAUGAAAGCCGUGAUACAACUCCAAAGGCGGCUGAUCGGUCUACUAUUAUCGAUGAUGAAUCAAAGGAUGUCACGGAGCAAGCCGCGGAGCAUGGCCGAGCUAUCACGCCUACUCAAGAUUCUGUCAAUCGCGAGAUAGAAGAAUCCCCUGUCGCAGUAUCUGUCGUACCCGAGGUGGAACCUCGGGUCCCGGCUCGUGCAGUACCAAAUGGGCCGAUUCAACCAGAGACGCGACAGCAGCGAAGACCGAUGUCUGUCGAUGUUUACGCUGCAAACUUGCAAGAUCCCAGACACCAGAGCACAAAUAGAUCCUCUGCUGCCGCUGGUAAGCCUAAACCAAGACCCAUGUCAAUGGGUCCAGCGUUUCACAGAACAAAGGGCUCAGGUGGUGCUGCAUUCCCUACCUCUCUUCGUCGCACUAUGUCUAGCGGGAGUGACUCCUCCAGCAGCUUCAAACGAGCCAAUUCCUCAGUUCGAGGUGAUGGUGCCCGUUCAAUGCGUCGAACAAUGAGAUCUGGCGCGGCAGGCAUGCAAGGCCCACCAUCGGAUCGAACCGACUCACCUAUUGACCGACGACCAACGUCAUCUGGCUCCAACCAAGGGACUAUGCGCAAAACACUACGAGGCCCGCCAGGUGGUGACAACGAGCGGUACUCAUUCUUCUCCACCAACAAGAAGGCCGUUUCAGCACCCCGGGGAGGACGACUCUCGAAAAAUCCUUCUCGGUCUGCUCAAGGAACUCGAUUCAAAGACUCAGAUGAGGAAGGUGAAAGACAACCUCAGGUCUUCCGUAGCCGUUUCGCAGAUUCCAGCGAUGAAGGUGAAAAGGUCGAAACCCCGAUGCGACCUGUUCGAGGCAUUCCACGCCGUAUGGGUGCAUAUGAUGGAGAUUCUACAGAUCUAGAAGAUAGUUCGGAAGAGGAUCGUCGCCAAAAGUCCCAUGCAGCCGCCGCUCCUCGGGCACAGCCCGCUCGACCUGCCACCCGCGAUCAGAAUGCCAAUGCAAACAUGUCUGGUAUGGCAGCCGUAGCUCGCCAGCGCGGUAUGACGCAGAGGGAACUGGAAGAAUUCAUCAUGCAGCCUCAAGGUCGUAAGGGCGGAUUCCUGUCCCGUCUUGGUCUGAAAAAGUCCAAGAAUCCUGAAAAUCGCAUUCGCAAAGCGGAUGCGGAGAGUCCCUCUCGACGGGAUACACCAUUAGAACGAUCCCGAUUGGAGCGUGAAAACUUGCGCGAUGAUAGUUUUGUCAAUGGUGCUAGCCGUCCUGCUGUUGUGACGACUGUAACUGCGACUCAACCCGAGGCACCCUCCUCGUCUCCACAGAAGCUUCUGAAGAAGAACUCUAAGCGUUAUACCACCGGUGGAGAGCCUUGGCCACUCCGCUCUUUUCCUGGGGCCAACGCAUCCGAGCCAAUUCCAGAACAACCUGCCAUUGUCUCAAAUUCCCCAUCGCAAACGCAGAAGCCACCAGCUGAACAAGUUGGGCGGAAUGGAAGCACUACAAUCAAUGGGACAGGUGAAGGUCUAGCCAGCUCUGCCAUCAAAACGCCUGAGUCACCUAUCGGCCCUCGUGCUGGUCCAGAUUUGAACGACGAUGCCGCCUCGGAUAUGACUAGAAGUACUGCUGAUGAGCAUGGGCCUGUGGCCAGAGACGUGGUUAUUGCCGGAUCAGGUCGAAAAGAAACGUUUCCCCAUGCUUCGCAAGGCCUUUGGUCUACGAAGUUGAUGAUGCCCGUGUUUGAUUAUCUGAUUGAUGUUUCUACUUUCGCUUCUACUUCCCGAUGGGAAGGCAUUGACAUCUUCUAA